UAAUGAACUGCAUAUUUUCAGAAGAAUGGCAAAACGUACUGCAACAACGGAGUUAAAUCGUGACAACUGGGAAAAGGAGGAUGAAGCUGAAGAUAAAGAUGCUGGAACCUUUAGAAAGGCGUCCGAAGCUGAUAUGGUAGGGAGGGUCAUCAGGAAAGCAAAACGCCGAAAUCUAACGGAUUCUGAACGUAAAAACGUUUUUUCCGGAUUAUCAUUUUCUUCCUCUGUUGCCUCGUCUGAUCCAUUCAGUUUCCUGAAACAACCCAACUCAGAAACUAAUGGAGCAAAAGAAAAUGUUCCAAAUGGAUCAAGUUCAGAGAGUACGAAAACACCGGAAUCCAAAACCUCCGGUUUUGUAUUUGGCAGUCAACCUGCGAAAACGAAUUCUAAACCAGCUUUUGGCGGAUUUGUCUUCGGAACCCCGAAAACUACCGAAACAACCAAAUCUGAAGUAGAAUCUGAGAAAGAAAAGACCUCUGCGAAGAAUACGUCUGAUUUGUCAAAUUUUCUACUUAAACCUGGAACCUGGACUUGUGAUACCUGCAUGAUAUCCAAUGCGUCCGACAAGACUAAAUGCCUUGCGUGUGAAACCCCAAAACCACCAGGAAAACCUGCUGAUGAUCUCAUGUCCAAUUUCAUGCCAUGUAAAUCCAACUGGACUUGUGACGCCUGCAUGGUGUCCAAUGCCUCCGACAAAGUAAAAUGUCUCGCAUGUGAAACCCCCAAACCCUCUGAAGCUGUAACUAAAUCUGAUGAGCUCAUGGCCAAAUUCAUUCCAACUAAAACCAACUGGAGCUGUGAUGCCUGCAUGGUUUCUAACAGCUCUGACAAAGAUAAAUGUGCUGCCUGUGAAACCCCGAAGCCAGGGGUAAAGCCCAGCCUGCUAUCUGUCUUUAAACCUCAAGCUGGUAGCUGGUCCUGUGAUGUUUGUAUGAUCUCAAAUAAGUCUGAAGAUAUUAAAUGUUUGGCUUGUGAGACGCCCAAACCUGGAGCCAAGGGAGCAACUAAGGAACAAGAAAAAACAGAAUUCUCAUUUGGAGCAAGUGGAGGCUUUAAAUUCCAAGGAGGGGAAACAAGUGAGAAGAAAUCAGGAGGGUUUGUGUUCGGAGACAGCGGUUCUCCAGCAGAACCUCAAACUAAAACCAGAGGAUUUGUUUUCUGUGGAGGUUCAGAACUGAAAUCUGAACCUAAAACUGGAGGAUUUGUUUUCGGAGGAGCUUCAGAACCGAAAUCUGAACCUAAAACUGGAGGAUUUGUUUUCGGAGGAGCUUCAGAACCAAUAUCUGAACCUAAAACUGGAGGAUUUGUUUUUGGAGGAGCUUCAGAGUCGAAAUCUGAACCUAAAACUGGAGGAUUUGUUUUUGGAGGAGCUUCAGAAUCGAAAUCUGAACCUACAACCAGUGGUUUGGUUUUUGGAUGUGAAACUCCUGGAGCGAAGUCUGAAUCUGGAGGAUUUGUUUUUGGAGGCACUCCACAAUCUGUGAAACCGAAAGUUGAAUCCAACUUUUUUGAAUCAGAAAAAGGAGUACUAGCUCCAGUUUUUGGAGUUCCUAAGGGUCCCUUCGGUACCCCUGGGGGUCCUGUAGGUGCCGAGGGGUCUCUAGGUUCGGCUGGGAAGAAGGAAGGAAGCAGCAAAAGAGCGGAAUACUUAGGAAAAGUCAAAGCUUUGAAUCUUCAGGUGAUAAAUUGGAUUCAAGGCCACGUGGAUAAAAACUUUCUGGUCGACCUCACCCCUGUGUUUGAUGAUUACAAGAACCACAUGAUUAAUCUCAAGCACAAACAUGGAAUCCAGCCUAAGAAAUUGGUCAAGGUUGAUAAGGCUGUGACUGAGGAGACCAAGUUGGAAACUUCAACGCCUGGUAGUUUAGAGACCUCUACUCCUGCAAGUAGAGUUGAAGAAAACCAAUAUUUUUCCCAGAAUUGUAAACUAUUCUACAUGAAGGAGGGGAAGUAUGAGGAACGAGGUAAAGGGACUGUUUAUCUCAAACACACUGAUAACCGUAAAACACAGUUAGUCGUAAGGUCUGAAAACUCUCUUGGGACUAUUCUGCUAAACGUAUUGGUUCAGACAGGGACUAGAAUAGAGAGGGUUGGAGACAAUAAUCUUCUCUUGGUUACACUACCUAAUCCACCUAUUACAGGUGAACCAGUAGGACCUGUCUCCUUCCUGAUCCGUGUAAAGAAUGAGGAAGUUGCAGAUGAACUCUUUAAUCAUCUUAAUUCAUGCAUUUAAUUGUUUAAAUCUUUAAAUACUCCCCUUUCACCCUCCUUCACAACUUACUCCUCCCACUCCUGCUGAAUAUAUUCCUCCUACCUCUAAAAUAUACUCCCCCUCCCUCUGCAAUACACUUUUCCUCCUUCUUUGAUCUUCUACACAUCCCUAUAUAAUUUAUUCCCCCUUGCUCUCCUAACUACUCCCUUUCCCUCUGCAGUGUACUCCCUCUAAAAUCUACUCCCCCCCCCCUCCCCAUUUGAUAUUGAUGUGAUUUUAAAUUCAGACUGGUUUUUUUUCA
Messenger RNA from Eurytemora carolleeae, 2513 nucleotides. RefSeq names its product nuclear pore complex protein Nup153. Gene Ontology annotation, cellular component: nuclear pore. The coding region runs from base 26 to 2233 and encodes 735 amino acids. Lineage: Eukaryota; Metazoa; Arthropoda; Copepoda; Calanoida; Temoridae. The transcript has 8 exons. Gene Ontology annotation, molecular function: structural constituent of nuclear pore. Gene Ontology annotation, biological process: RNA export from nucleus; protein import into nucleus. The record is from RefSeq and is a predicted model, not a curated record.